AUGGCCCAAAGGAGCACCCGGUGGGCAGCUGGUGCCCAGAGGGAGGCUGGCACCCCUGAGGGGCCCGGGAGGCUCCCAGGAGCAGCAGAUGGCGCUUUGCGGCCUGGGCUGAACGGGGAAAACGAGGGUCUGGUGGGCUUGCUGCCGCAGCCAUUGCCAAAUUUGUCGGGCCCAGCAGAUGGAAGCCAGGGGACCUCCUCCGUCAGCCGGGACCGCGUCAUUGCUGAUUUUCCCAAGUGGUACACGCCCGAGGCCUGCCUGCAGCUCAAGGACCACUUCCACGGGCAGGUGCGCGCGGCCUGCCGGGAGAGGAGGACGGGCACGGUGGGGCUGAAAGUGUCCAAAGUUGUCGUCCUGGGAGACCUCUACGUGGGCAAGACGAGCCUCAUCAACAGGAGCGCAGGGGGAGGUGGCCGGGUCGCCCGCUUUGUGGAGAAGGCCUGGGGGGCCCCACAGAGGGGCUCUGGGGCCAUACCCCCCCUCCGGAGAGAAGGACCACCGGCGGCCUGUGCCCAGAGAGAUCCGAACCCGCUCCUCCGCCUCCAUGUUCCGCCUCCGAGCCCAGGGGGGCAGCGGUCUCCGCCUGACCCGGCUGGGGGAUGCGGUCCCUCGAUCUCCGGCCCCGGGGCCCUCCAGCUCCCAGCUGGCACUGCCGCUCUCCCCCAGUCAGGGCCCGCCUGCGAGCGCACGGAGAUGGACGCCGUCCAGCUGGCCAACGAGAUGCAGGCCGAGUACUGGUCGGUUUCGGCCAAAACAGGGGAGAACGUGAAGGCCUUCUUCUCCCGGGUCGCCGCCCUGGCCUUCGAGCAGUCGGUGCUGCAGGAACUGGAGCGGAGGGGCAGCCGGCGCGCCCAGAUCGGGGCCGGGGCCUCCAUCAGCAUCGGGAUGGAGGAGCACUCUGCUGCGUGCCGGGAAGGUGCCAGCGCCAGCAGCCCCGGGUGCUGCUAGGAGGGGAUCUCUGGAGCCCCAGGACAGUGUGGGGCAGACGGAGCAUCUUUGGCGUCUCGUCUGCCCUUGGGACGUGUGCCCCCUUCUGCCUUGCCUGGCCGGUGGCUUCCUCAUCUGUACAAUGGGCAUAGUUGGGACACGUGGUGGACAAACCCACCUGCCCUCGUGCUUUCUCCAGACACCCUCCUCCCCUCCCCCCAGCGACAAGCCUGUGGCCUUGACCACACCCGAAGGAACUGCCCAGCCCCACACCACCUGGAACCUGCCAGUCACCAAGGGCCGUCCGUCCUGAGCUGACUCCUGGGGCCGCCACCUCCACACUGUCAGCACUGGGGCCAUCACUGCCUGGAACAUCAGUCCCGGCUCCAUCACCUCCUGGACCGUCAGACCCGGCUCCAUCACCUCCUGGACCAUCAGCACUGGAGCCAUCACUGCCUGGACCGUCAGCCCCGGCUCCGUCACCUCCUGGACCGUCAGUCCCGGCUCUGUCACCUCCUGGACCGUCAAGUCCUGGCUCUCUCUCCUCCUAGACCAUCAGCUCUGGCUCCAUCACCUCCUGGACCUUCAGCCCUAGCUCCGUCACCUCCUGGACUAUCAGCACUGGGGCCAUCACUGCCUGGACCGUCAGCCCCGGCUCCGUCACCUCCUGGACUGUCAGUCCCGGCUCCGUCACCUCCUGGACCGUCAGUCCCGGCUCUGUCACCUCCUGGACCGUCAAGUCCUGGCUCUGUCUCCUCCUAGACCAUCAGCUCUGGCUCCAUCACCUCCUGGACCUUCAGCCCUAGCUCCGUCACCUCCUGGACUAUCAGCACUGGGGCCAUCACUGCCUGGACCGUCAGCCCCGGCUCCGUCACCUCCUGGACUGUCAGUCCCGGCUCCGUCACCUCCUGGACCAUCAGUCCCGGCUCUGUCACCUCCUGGACCGUCAGCCCCGGCUCCGUCACCUCCUGGACCAUCAGUCCCGGCUCUGUCACCUCCUGGACCAUCAGCCCCGGCUUAGUUAGCUCUUGGACCGUGACCCCCGGUGCCAUCACCUCGGGCCUGAUUCCUGGCAUGGGGAGAUGGCCCGGGCUGGAGUGGGUCCCCCAGCCCCUGGCGCUGGCCCUGGGAGGAGCUCGGUUGCACAAAGUCGCCCGGUCUUUGGAGAGCGGCCCAGGGUGUGGGCAGGAGCGGGCGCCAGCUUGGAACUCCGGCAGGGCCGGUGUCAGGACCCGCCCCCAUAAGGCGGCACGCCACCUUGUUCUUGGCUUGUACGGCCAGCCCAGGCCUGGGCUUCAGCCCCUGGAACAAGGGCCUGGGGAACGGCUCCUCUGCAGCCUUGCUGUGCCCCUGAUUCCAGGGCGGGACGCCUUCCUCGACCCCAGCUGAGACACCACCCAACCUUUGCCAGAGGGCCUGGCGCGGGGAGGGGCAGGGGGUCUUCACCUGUGUUCCAGCUGAGGCCGGCAGCCUGGCUUGAAGACCCUUCCCCCUGCGAUCACCCUUCAGCUCUCACCCCAGAAGUGAACCCCGUGGCCCCAGGGAAGCAGACACGGGGGGAUCACCACUCUGCUGUGGGAACCGGGCCUCCUUUUUGGCUGCCCCUUCCCCCUCCCGGCACUCCCCGAGAUGUGGUCCUCUCAGACCCCUAGAUCUCUUUCAGACAGACUGCUCUCCCUCCGUAGCCCUCUCUGCUACUUAAUUUGUUUGAUUCCACAUUUAUUGCUAUUAAAAGCCAUCUCUGAUUCGCCCCGA
This is a messenger RNA of Sarcophilus harrisii (Tasmanian devil), 2682 nucleotides long. RefSeq names its product ras-related protein Rab-34-like. Bases 1 to 948 code for a protein of 315 amino acids. The transcript is spliced from 8 exons. NCBI's taxonomy places the organism in Eukaryota, Metazoa, Chordata, Mammalia, Dasyuromorphia, Dasyuridae. The record is from RefSeq and is a predicted model, not a curated record.